AACCAACACGAAAAUAAACAACCCUUUCCCUUCUUCUUCUCUCUCUCUCUCUCUCUCUCUCUCUCUCUCUCUCUCCUCAUUCUCACACCAUUUUAUCAUCUUCAUCUCCACUCUGCAACAACCCUCUUUCUGGGUUGUUGUUCUUCACUAAACCCCCACAAAAAACCCCCAAAAAACCCUAAAAAAUUUUCACUCAAUCAAACAAAAAAUAAGACUAUAAAGAACAACACUAAGAAAUGAAUUCAACAAUCCCUCUUUCUUCCUCACAAUCCCCACUUCUUUUCUCCUCCUUCACUCACCCUAAUCCAACCCCUUCACUUACUCCCCCCAAUUUCACCCGUAUACCCAUCAAAUCCUCUAUAAAACGACGCCAUUUUCGCCUCACAAAGCUCCAUUGUUCCACCGACCAAACACCUCCAACAUCACAGUCACACGACAGUAACUUUGAAGUAUUCGGGCCUCCAAGAGAGUUGUCGGGUUUACAGUCGUUGGCGGAAAGUUUGUCACCACCAGUGAGAUUAGCAAGUUCAGUACUCUUAGUUGCUGCUGCUUCUGCUGCUGGUUUUGGUUUAGGUUCUCGAUUUGGGGGUAAUCGUAAUGUUGCAAUUGGAGCUGCUGUUGCGCUUGGCGCAGCCGGCGGCGCGGCUGCUUAUAGUUUGAACUCUUGUGUACCUGAGGUUGCUGCAACUAAUUUGCAUAAUUAUGUUGCACAAUGUCAUGACCCUCUUGAGUUGAAUAAGGAGGAAAUACUUGCUAUUGCUAAUAGGUUUGGUGUUAGCAAACAAGAUGAAGCUUUUAAUGCUGAGCUUUGUGACUUGUACCUUAGAUUUGUUUUAUCAGUGCUUCCUGCUGGAAAUGAAGAUCUCAAGGGCACUGAAGUUGAAACUAUCAAAAAGUUCAAAAAUGCUCUUGGUAUCGAUGAUCCUGAUGCUGCUAACAUGCAUCUAGAGAUUGCCAGGCGUUUUGUCAGACAAAGGCUUGAAACUGGUGAUCGUGAAGGUGACAUUGAGCAGCGUCGGGCAUUCCAGAAGCUAGUGUAUGUUUCAACUCUUGUUUUCGGGGAAGCCUCAGCUUUUCUUCUACCCUGGAAGCGUGUAUUUAAAGUUACUGAUUCCCAGGUCGAGGUUGCUGUUCGUGACAACGCUCAAAGGCUGUAUGGUCAGAGGCUGAAAUCAAUUGACAGAGAUUUGGAUCUGAAGCAGCUUGCUGAUCUCAGAGAAGUUCAACUAUCAUACCGUCUUUCUGAUGAGUUGGCUGAGGAGAUGUUUAAGGAUCAUACAAGAAAACUAGCUGAAGAAUGCAUUUCAAGAGCUCUUGAAAUUUCGAAGUCCCGGAGCAGAACAGGGGGACCUACAGAGGUUGUACAGGAGCUUAAUAAAUUGCUCGCUUUUAAUGAUAUGCUUCUCUCAUUAAGAAAUCAUCCAGAUGCUGGUAAUUUUGCUCGUGGAAUUGGGCCAAUUUCCUUAGUAGGUGGUGAUUAUGAUACUGAUAGGAGUAUUGAUGACUUAAAGCUUCUUUACAGAGCAUAUAUCACAGAUUCUCUAUCCAGUGGCCGCAUGGAAGACAAUAAGCUUGCUGCUUUGAACCAGCUGAAGAACAUAUUUGGUCUUGGAAAACGUGAGGCAGAAGGUAUUAUGAUGGAUGUCACCUCAAAGGUGUAUCGCAAGCUACUGGCCCAGGCAUUUACUGGUGGUGAUCUGGAAGCAGCUGAUAGCAAAGCGAAUUACCUUCAGAAUUUAUGUGACCAGUUGCGGUUUGACCCUGAGAAAGCGAGCGAGAUCCACGAAGAAAUAUAUCGACAGAAGCUACAGCAGUGCUUAGUUGAUGGUGAAUUGAGUGAGGAGGACGUGAAAGCUUUGCUACGUGUACGAGUCAUGCUUUGUGUUCCCCAAAAGAUUGUUGAAGCAGCUCAUGCUGAUGUUUGCGGUAGUUUGUUUGAGAAGGUUGUGAAGGAUGCAAUUGCUUCUGGUGUUGAUGGAUAUGAUGCAGAUGUAAAAGCAAAUGUGAGGAAAGCAGCACAUGGCUUGCGUUUGACUAGGGAAGCUGCAAUGUCAAUUGCUAGUAAGGCGGUCCGCAGAAUUUUCAUUAAUUAUAUUAAACAGGCAAGGGCAGCUGGGAGUCGCACCGAAUCUGCAAGGGUUCUUAAGAAGAUGAUUGCAUUUAACGCCUUGGUGGUCACCGAAUUAGUUGCAGAUAUUAAAGGGGAAUCAACUGAUGCUCCUCCUACAGAAGAACCUGCUAAAGAAGAAGAGAAACAAAUUGAAGAUGAGGAAGAAUGGGAGUCACUUCAGACACUAAGGAAAUCAAGACCUACUAAGGAACUUGAAGCCAAAAUAGGGAAACCAGGGCAGACAGAGAUUACUGUUACAGAUGACCUUUCAGAUAAAGAGAGGGCGGACCUAUACAAGACAUACUUGUUAUACUGCAUAACAGGGGAAGUAACCAAGAUUCCGUUUGGUGCACAAAUCACCACAAAGAAGGAUAACACAGAAUACCUCUAUCUGAAUCAACUUGGUGAUAUACUUGGUCUGUCACGUAAGGAGAUUGUGGAGGUUCAUAGAGGUUUAGCUGAGCAAGCUUUUAGGCAGCAAGCAGAGGUCAUUUUGGCUGACGGACAAUUGACUAAAGCAAGGAUAGAGCAACUGGAUGAGGUGCAGAAGCAAGUUGGCUUACCGGCAGAGUAUGCUCAAAAGGUGAGAGAGAGCAUUAUAAAUUCGAAGAUGGCUGCUGCCAUCGAAACAGCUAUUGGCCAGGGAAGGCUCAGUAUAAAGCAAAUUAGAGAACUCAAAGAAGCUGGAGUAAAAUUUGACAACAUGAUAGCUGAGAGCUUAAGGGAAAAUCUCUUUAAGAAGACUGUAGAUGAGAUAUUUUCAUCUGGUACUGGAGAAUUUGAUGAUGAAGAAGUCUACCAAAAAAUUCCCGCUGAUUUGAAAAUCAACCCUGAGAAGGCUAAAGGAGUUGUUCAUGAACUUGCUCGAAGUAGAUUAGCUAACUCAUUGGUUCAAGCCGUGGCAUUAUUGAGGCAGAGAAACCGUGCAGGGGUGAUCUCUACACUCAAUGAUCUUCUGGCCUGUGACAAGGCUGUGACAGCAGAGCCGCUAUCCUGGGAAGUGCCAGAGGAACUAGCUGAUCUUUUCUCCAUAUACGCGAAGAGUGAUGCAGCGCCUGAAAAGGUAUCACGUCUACAGUAUCUGCUUGGAAUAAGCGACUCUGCAGCCGCCUCUCUGAGAGAGAUGGACGACUUGUUACCUAGUGCUGGUGCUGGAGCUGAAGAAUUUGUUUUUUGAGAGGACGAGUUGCGUUAUAGUUUAGUGCAGAAAAUUCUGUAUUAGUUCAUACUUGAUAGGUUUGUUGAGAAGAUAGAUUGUUUUUGCUGUUUUUUGUUUUUAGUACGGCGAAAAUUUCAAGUGAGAUAGAUAAUAAGUUUUUACAUCUUGUUUCUUACUCCAUUCUUGGUGGUGGAGAAGCAUUUUGGGGCAUCCUUGUAUUAUUUGCAUCGUAUAUAUUUUUGGUAUUGUAGUUUUAAAUCCAUGGUUGAAGAGAAUUUGCUAUUUCUGAUGA
Messenger RNA from Beta vulgaris subsp. vulgaris (sugar beet), 3561 nucleotides. Its product is annotated as protein TIC110, chloroplastic. Bases 237 to 3287 code for a protein of 1016 amino acids. The transcript is spliced from 15 exons. The record is from RefSeq and is a predicted model, not a curated record. Gene Ontology annotation, cellular component: TOC-TIC supercomplex I. Lineage: Eukaryota; Viridiplantae; Streptophyta; Magnoliopsida; Caryophyllales; Amaranthaceae. Gene Ontology annotation, biological process: protein import into chloroplast stroma.